Messenger RNA from Stegastes partitus (bicolor damselfish), 1533 nucleotides. RefSeq names its product protocadherin-10-like. The coding region runs from base 7 to 1533 and encodes 508 amino acids. Lineage: Eukaryota; Metazoa; Chordata; Actinopteri; Pomacentridae. Gene Ontology annotation, biological process: homophilic cell-cell adhesion. Gene Ontology annotation, molecular function: calcium ion binding. Gene Ontology annotation, cellular component: plasma membrane. The record is from RefSeq and is a predicted model, not a curated record. The transcript has 2 exons.
UACAUAAUGGAACAAAGCGGACGGCACGCGUGGGUCGAGCGACGGAGAUGCGUCGCGUACAUGGUGGCUUUGGUCAUGUUUUGGAGCGAAGCUGCGGCUCAGAUCAGGUACUCGAUCUCUGAAGAGGUGAAAGAAGGAAGUGUUGUCGGAAACAUUGCAAAAGACUUGGGAAUCGACAAGGUUACGCUUAAAGAGAGGGAGUAUCGCAUUGUUGGCACCUCAACGGAGCCUCUUUUUCAUUUGAAUCAAGACGAUGGUAUCCUGUAUGUCAGCAGGAAAGUGGACAGGGAGGAGAUCUGCGAACGAAGCAACGCUUGUAUAAUAAACCUUAAAACCGUGCUUGAAAACCCCCUGGAGAUCCAUUACGUGGCCAUAGAGGUGCUGGACGUAAACGAUCAUUCCCCCGUAUUUCCAGAGAAAGAGAAACGACUUGAAAUAUUUGAAUCAACAUUACCGGGAGCGAGAUUUCAGCUUCAAACUGCACGGGACCCAGACGGUAGUCAGUUUUCUGUACAGCAGUAUAAACUAAGUCACAAUGAUCACUUUCGUUUGGAAGUUAAGGAGCGAGGCGAAGACCGUAAGAUGCCCUUUCUGGUUUUACAGAAGCAGUUAGACAGGGAGGCUAUGAGAGAACACAGGCUGCUGCUUACAGCUGUUGAUGGUGGGAAGCCAGCGAGGUCCGGAACAAUAGAAAUACUGAUUGAAGUACUUGAUGUUAAUGACAACUGGCCAGUUUUUACACAAGAUGUGUAUUCUGCGGUGUUAAAUGAAAAUGCGCCCCCUGGGACACUGGCUAUUCAGGUUAAUGCGACAGAUUUGGAUGAGGGCGCAAACGGCGAAAUUGUUUACUCAUUUGGUAAAGAAGUGGAUGUUAAUUUGCAAAAACUAUUUUACAUUGACUCAAAGACAGGCGAAAUUAAAGUGACCGGUGAAAUUGAUUUCGAAGAAAAUCAAAACUAUGAAAUUGACAUACAAGCCUCCGAUAAGGGCACUGUCCCUUUAUCCACGGACAAAACUGUGAUCAUAAAGAUAAUCGACCUUAACGAUAACGCUCCCGAGAUUGAAGUGACAUCAUUUUCCAAAUCAGUUCCUGAGGAUUGUAGAACUGGAACAACAGUAGCUUUGAUCAGUGUGAAUGAUUUGGAUUCAGGCCCCAAUGGAAAAGUUUCCUGUUUCAUACGUGAGGCCGUUCCUUUCGCUAUAUCUCCAUCUUUGCAAGACAAUAUGUAUGCCAUAGUGACUAAAUCACUGCUGGACAGAGAAGAAAAGUCUUUCUAUGGACUCACAGUUGUUGCAAAGGACACUGGUGAGCCAUCACUCUCAUCUGAAAAGACAAUAGCUGUGGUUGUAUCAGAUGUGAACGAUAACAGACCUCAGUUUUCACUCAGUCCAUAUACAUUCUAUAUUACUGAAAAUAAUGACCUAGCAGCACCGUUAUUUUCAGUUAGGGCAUCUGAUCCUGAUGAUGGGGAUAAUGCACAUAUUGUAUAUCACAUUUGCUCCCUGACAGGAGACGUACUUCUGAAGAGGUAA